Molecule: messenger RNA, 4928 nt
Organism: Megalopta genalis
Lineage: Eukaryota; Metazoa; Arthropoda; Insecta; Hymenoptera; Halictidae
Source: RefSeq, a predicted model, not a curated record
GUCGCCCCACCACAUCCAGUCGUACUGCGAAUGCCACGCCGGGAGUUUCGUAUUCGCGGUAUUUCGGGACUUUUCGUGCGCCCAGUAAAUCGAACCUCGUUGUCACAACAGUGCGUCCGGUGUUCGUCGUGAAACCCAUCCGUCGGCCGAAGGGACCUGCCUGGCGCCAAUAGACCGAGGUUUGCCGAAGGUCGUGGUUUCUUUGUCGUUUCGGCGGGCACAGUUUUCCGCACGCACAGCUGUCGCCUCGUUUUCCCUGUUCGGUCUCUUCGCACAGCGUGCGCCGUGAAACGAAACGAAACGGAUAGGAGACAAGCAGAGAAUAGUUCCCCUUAAAAGCAAACAAUCGGAAAGGUCGAGCCGGUGUUCCUCGAAUCGGCCGAUCCCUCGGGAAAGUGUGCAGUUGAAAACGGUUCUUAAUAGUGUCCCGAAGCCGGCGUUGAUCGCGAUGCGACAGCAUCCGAGGACAAGAAGACGUUCGUGGAGCAACGCAGACGAGACGGAGGGGUGUUAAAGGAACGUUGGCGAUCCCGCGGGAUUAUACCGACCGGCAGUGAUUUUUGGGAGAGGGAACACGGUCAUAGUCAGUCUGUGAUCGUUUGAAAGGAGCGCGCGGUUCACCGGACACCCGUUCUCGUCUGACAACACUCUUGUUUACCAACGUCAGUGCGGUUAACACUUGCUACCUGAGGGAAAUACCUCCGAGGCACAAAGGCAGGAAGGAAGGAAGGAAGGAAGGAAGGAAGAGGAAGGAGUGAGUGUGUUUGUCUGUCUCUCUGUGGGGUAGAACGUCGUAGAGAAAACUCGUGCGGCGAGCGAGCGAGAGGGAAAGAGAGAGAGAGAGAAAAAGAGAGCGGACUAGAGGACAUAGAAAAAGGAGAAGAGAACAGAUCGAGACGGGUCCGCGGAACGAGAGGUAAGCGAUAACGGCGACUGGCCGUGCGAGAUGCCUUCCAGAUGCAGGACGAUGACGCCGCACAGUCUGUAAGACUUGCGUGGUUUCUCCACUACCGUAUCACGCUCACCCGUGAUUGUCGUGUCAGGACGUAUCGACGACCGUCGGCUGGGUUAUGACGCGCGCUUAACGCGCUGCGUGCACGAGUAGAAGCGAGCGUGUGUGCCCGUCGUCUACAACAUGGAGUCCGACACGGCAACCGAGUGGCCGUCGCCGAAAAAAGGCUCCUGCGAGCCCGAGGCGUCGAUGCUCAAGAAAUUUCGUAAUUGGGCGAUGUGCGCCCUCUGUAUCACCAGUCUAGCCGUGUCCGGUCUACUCGUAUACAGGGAGCUCAGAUUGGAGUCAAGGAUCGCCAAUUUGGAAGCGCGUUUGGAGCACCAGGAAAUACCGAGUGUACUUUUCCAGAGGCUCAAGGACGAAGUUCAGUCGCAGCUGGCGUUGUACCGGCUCCAGUCCACGUUUCGGAUCAGAAGGGACGUCACCGAAUGCAAUUGUCCGCCAGGUCCGCCCGGGCAGCGUGGAAAAAGGGGAAAGAGGGGAAAAGUCGGGCCUCAGGGCGUGGCCGGGUUGAUGGGCAAGAGCGGUUUUCCGGGACCCAUCGGGAUGGAUGGACCAAAAGGUGCAACGGGCCUGAAAGGAGAGAAAGGCCAGAAGGGAGACCUCGGGAGUCCAGGCUUUGACGUUUUUUCCGCAGUAAAGGUCAAUGCACAGGGAUUAGGGUUAAAGAGGUCGGUGACGACACUCCGCGGCGGGACGCUCGGCUAUGCGGAAAUCGUCGCCCUGAAGGGAGAACCAGGAGAACCUGGGCCGCCGGGGCCACCCGGUCCUCAGGGAGCCGAAGGGCUUCCUGGACACGAAGGCAGACAGGGCUCUCCGGGCAACGACGGACCGCCGGGUGAAAAAGGACCGCCAGGACCACCUGGACCGAUCGGUCCGUCGGGAAUUGUCGGUGUCGCGGGUCCCAAGGGCGACAAGGGCGAUAAGGGUGAACGAGGCUUAACAACAUCCGUGAACGGAGAAGCAUUUGCAACUGGAGUGUUCGAAGGACCGCCCGGUCCACCCGGACCACCUGGGCCCCAGGGCGUGCAGGGGGAGCCGGGCCAGAUGGGACCACCCGGUCAGCCGGGAGAGAGAGGUAUCAAGGGAAAGCCAGGGAAGAGGGGUUUCAAGGGUGAAAGCGGUUUGGCAUUGAUGAGAGGCCCACCCGGCUUACCGGGUCCGAAGGGUGAACGGGGUUACCGGGGCGAGAAGGGCGCCAAGGGAGACGCAGGCUCACCAGGAGCAAGAGGAGAGCCAGGACCUUCCGGUUCACCUGGCCUGAACGGGACGGAUGGAGAAGCCGGUAUCCAAGGCCCGCCAGGAUUGCCAGGUAUCGCCGGUCCGAAAGGUGAGAAAGGCGAAUACGGUGACAUCGGACCACCUGGCCUCAUGGGUCCUCCAGGCUUACCAGGUCCUCCGGGCUACCCAGGAUCGAAAGGUGAAAAAGGAGAGAAAGGUGAAUCGAAAUACAAAAAGCUUAGACGAAGACAGGGAGACGGCACGUUCGAAGUGAAUGCCGGCGAAGUGAUAAUGGGACCGCCGGGACCGCCCGGUCCAGCUGGCACUCCCGGGCUUCAGGGUCCACCUGGUAUCAAAGGCGAUCGAGGACACGAUGGUGCCAAAGGCGAUCCUGGUGAGAAGGGUGCCAAAGGAGAUCCUGGUCCAAUGGGACUGCCCGGCCCCAUGGGAUUGAGAGGAGAAUCUGGAAAACCCGGAGAUUCCGGGAAGCCUGGUGCUAUGGGUACAGCAGGAUUAGACGGCAUGAAGGGUGCACAAGGGGAACCAGGCGCGAAGGGAGAAGUAGGGGAAUCUGGACUACCUGGUACUGAUGGAAUUCCUGGCAAGGAGGGUACGGCUGGAAUUCCUGGCAUGGAGGGACAGAAGGGAGACAAAGGUGAUAUAGGACUACCUGGGGCGGAGGGCAAACGCGGUAAGAAGGGCGAGAAAGGCGACACGGGAGAACAAGGUGUACCGGGACUCGACGCACCCUGUCCAACAGGUCCCGACGGAUUGCCGUUACCCGGAUGCGGAUCGAGACCAUCUCAGCAGACCAUCAUCACCUCGGUGUCAGCCAUCGACGGCCCCGAACCAGCUGAAACGGAUUACGAGGAACCGGAAGAGGAGGACGAUGAAUAUUCGGAUCCGAACGGAAAUCUAGCCGAGCAAUAAAUUGCUCAUUGUGCGCUGCCCUAAUCACCAUCAACUACUACCACCACCACUACCACUACUACCACCAAUACACCACCAAAAAAAAAUACCACCACCGUCAUCGCCCCUCAUCACUCGUCUCACCCUGCUCUCCUAAACUAACGUGGUCCUGGGAGGAAACAACAUUCUUCGGGAAUGGCUGGAGGAGGAAGAGGCGGAACAAGGGCAGUAACACAAUGGAGUACAGAAGCACACAUUUCCAGGGACCUCUGUGUAUAUUUCAUCGUGAAAAUACUCAUCAUCCCCACCCCCCACCCCGAUUCGACGUACCGAACAAGCUGUUUACGAAAGAACAAACGAACAAAACGAACAAAGCGAAGCAAAGCAAAGCGAAGCGAAACGAAGCGAAGCAAACAAACAAACAGAAAUGAGAUAUAUAUGUAUAUUUUACGUAUACAUAUUUUUUUUGCAUAUAACUACCUGUAUGCCAAACUAAUCAUCUUGCCAUCGAGUGUUGUAAAUAAGUGUACUUACAGUGAUUAGCGUCCGCAGAUAGUGCGUGUACAUAAAUAUUUAGAGCUUAUUACCGCGGAACGCGGUUAGAACAAUACCGACAUACAAUUUUGACCGGCGACAAGUGUCCGGACACAUAACUUUACGAAUCACUUUUGUCCUCGAGGCCGAGAAUUAAACGAACAAUCGAUCGCACAACGCGCCCGGCGAACGAAACCGCGCGACGGCAAAGAGAAUAAAGGGUAAAAAUUGAUUUGUCGGUCCGGCGACGAUUAUGCGAACGCAUCCUAUGUAUAAAUAACAGUAACGAGAUCAUCGCGGCGCGAACAGAUAUGUUUCGCGGCGCGAGAAUUCGACGAAUGAAGAAAGGGGGGGUAGAUAAAAUAAGCGGACGUUAAAGUAACAAUGAAAUUCCACACCGUCGUAAUAUAGCUUUCUUAAAAAGUAUCUACCGUCGUACGCUAUGUAUAUCGUUCUUGAGAUAUCAACCGUCAUCGUAAUACAGUUUUUCUUAGAUAUCGGUAAAUUCGUGAAGAGAAAGGGGAAUUUAUGUUAUAGACGAGAAGAAACUGAAGCACACCGUCAGAACUGAUGAUUAUUCGUUUGCAUAGGCCCGUCGAUUAAUGCUGUUUUCAUUAACGAAAGCAUCGUUCCGUUUUUAAUUUAUAUUCAGGUAAACCUUUUUAAUCAGCGUUAAGUUACUCUGUUAAUUUAUUUCCUAUUCAGAUACAACCAAACGAGCUAUUAAGAAGCACAAAUGCUAUUUAACAUAUUCAUACAUGAUCGUAUUAAUUAUCGACCGUUCUACAUAUCAUUAUGAUUUUAAGAGAUGGAGAGGAAAAAAGGGGGGGAAACCGAUUUGAUUUGUCGCCAUCGUUUUUCGGGGAGGUCCAAUUUUGCAUUUUAUCGAGGACUUUUCGUGCGACACGUUUCAAAUUGUUCGGUGACUUUCUGUCACGGGUAUAGCGUAGAAUUCCGUUACAGUGGGAGAACAGUUAAAAAGAACUUACUUUCCUACUACGUAUUAGUUUCGCGAACAAUGCAUAUGCGUGUACCUGUGUAAUUUUGUUGCCUUCGGUGUGUCGGAUAAGGUGCAUAUUUUUGCACGAUCGCAAAAGGCUAAUUUUUAUACGAGUAUCAGUUAACAAAGCAUAUCGUUACGUAAGUUUCCUUUAGACUUAGAGUUACAUUAGCUGUAAAGCGACAGAAUAAUGUGUACACAUUGUCAAUAUUACCAGGUAUUGUAAAAUAAAAUAUAAGUGUAUAUCCGGAA